Cucumis melo (muskmelon) is the source of this 1044-nucleotide messenger RNA. RefSeq names its product probable glutathione S-transferase. The transcript is spliced from 2 exons. The record is from RefSeq and is a predicted model, not a curated record. Gene Ontology annotation, molecular function: glutathione transferase activity. Gene Ontology annotation, biological process: glutathione metabolic process. NCBI's taxonomy places the organism in Eukaryota, Viridiplantae, Streptophyta, Magnoliopsida, Cucurbitales, Cucurbitaceae. Gene Ontology annotation, cellular component: cytoplasm. The coding region runs from base 122 to 775 and encodes 217 amino acids.
UAACUCCAUGUCUAUGCUUUUGUUUUCCAUUUUCGUCCUUCCGCACUUAUUCAUUUACCCUUCUCCUCUCUCUUAAAGCUCAAAUCUUCGUUUUCUCAAUUUUCUAUCCAUUUGAGUAACAAUGGGAGAGGAAGUGAAGCUAUUAGAUUUCUGGCCCAGCAUGUUUGGGAUGAGAGUUAAAAUAGCUCUGGCAGAGAAGGGUGUGGCGUAUGAGUAUGUGGAACAAGACCUCAGAAAUAAGAGCCCUUUGCUUCUACAAAUGAACCCAAUUCACAAGCAGAUCCCAGUUCUUAUUCAUAAUGGAAAACCCAUUUGUGAAUCUUCCAUUAUUGUUGAGUAUAUUGAUGAAUUUUGGAAGGAUAAAGCUCCUCUGUUGCCGUCCGAUCCUUAUGAAAGAGCUCAGGCCAGAUUUUGGGUGGAUUUCAUCGACAAGAAGAUUUAUGAAAGCGCGAAGAAGAUAUACACGAAAAAGGGAGAGGAGCAGGAGGGAGGGAAGAAGGAGGUUAUAGAAAUACUGAAGCAACUGGAACAAGUUCUAGGGGAAAAGGCUUAUUUUGGAGGUGAAUGUUUUGGAUAUUUAGACAUUGGUUUGAUUGGAUUCUCUUCAUGGUUUUAUGCAUAUGAGACAAUUGGGAACUUCAGCAUUGAGGCUGAGUGUCCGAAGUUAAUAAGUUGGGUGAAAAGAUGUUUGGAAAAGGAGAGUGUUUCUAAUUCUCUGCCUGAUCCAAAAAAGGUUUGUGAGUCUUUGCUUCAAUUUAAGAAAAGGUUUGACUAAACAAAACUGCAUCCUAUCCUUUCACCGCUGGAGAUGCUUCUACGGUUCUUCGUGGUUUUUGGUGAGUUUUUCUCUACUUGUGAGAAGGCUUAUUUGUUGGACUUUUCCUUGUUUUUGGAUGCUCUUCUUUUUAAGAAGAACUACUUUCUUCCUUUCUAGGUUGUCGGAAUGAUGCUUUUCAAACAAAUAAAUAAACAGUUCAUUUAAUUUGCAAUGUUGUUGUUGUUAUUAUUACUAUCAUUCAAUAAAUGUCAUGUGCCCUUUGUUAA